This is a messenger RNA of Spodoptera exigua (beet armyworm), 985 nucleotides long. Lineage: Eukaryota; Metazoa; Arthropoda; Insecta; Lepidoptera; Noctuidae. The record is from the annotation of a GenBank genome assembly.
AUCCGAUCUGCAUUGCUUAUUAACUCAACCAUGCGUGUUUUAUUUUACCAGUUUAUAUUGGAUAACUAACAGAUAUUAACGUAUGUAAAGUCGUAUUUUUACUUGAAAACUAAGUGAUAUUUAAUUUUAAGUUCAUGUGUGUUUUAGUGGUUUUCGUGAUAUAAUUUUGUCGUGUUUUCUUUUCAAUUUUACGGGGUUUUAUUAAUGUGUUUGAUAUACAUAAAACUAAUUAUAGAGUAGAAACGCAGCGGCGCGGCCUCACAAAAGACUGAUACUAGACUAAUCUGGCAGAGGAUUAGUUAACAAGAAAGCUUAUCAAAUAGUAACAACAAAUCUGGGACCACAUGGACUGAUUAUAUACCUAAAAAGAAACCUACAACAGUGUCUUAAAAAUAGUGCAUUAGUGUAAAAAAGACUAAAGUAGAAAGUUAUAAAGAUCAAAAUGACAAAGAAGAGUUUGUCGCAGGCAACUGGGCUAUUGAACCCGUCUGAACCUGAGGUUCCAAAGAUAAUCUUAGAUGAAGAGGAGUCGAGGAGGAACUCCCUGAUAGGUAGUGUGAUGGACAAUAUCUCUAUCGCUGCAAGAGGGAGAGACUACUAUGUGAAGAAGAAACGAUGGCUGAUCCUCGGCAUGUUUGUGAUCUACUCAGCAUCGAAUUCCAUGCAAUGGACUCAGUACACCAUCAUUCAGGAUAUAGUGAUGAACUAUUACGGUGUGACUGGCAACCAAGUGUCGUGGACUUCCAUUAUUUAUAUGAUCACGUACGUGCCUCUAAUAUUCCCUGCGAGCUGGUUUCUUGAUAAAACGACAGCUGGUCUAGCAGGCGGCAUCUUUGUUAUCAUCACGCCACGCACGGAGGGUGCACGGGAAGCAUUCCAUUCAGCUUCUGAUUGCAGGAAAAUGGAAAACAGUCGACGGCCGGCCGCCGCGCGAGCUACACGCCUGCGCCUCGCACACACGAACACGCGCGCGCGGGAAAUCUGA